UUGUUUCGUACGGGAUGGUAAAGGGUUAAAAUGGCAGAUUUACUGCGAGUGGGAAAUAAAAACAAUUGAGAAAAAAGUUGAAGUUGAAACGAGAAGAGAACAGCCAGAUAGAAGAAUAAAGAAUGUGUACAUAAAUUAUGUAUAUACAAGGGAAAUAGGUUUUGAAGUUAAAAUGUAGAAACGAGAAAUUAUAAUUUGUUAAAUUUCACCAAACAAUACUUGCAUGACUUUACCAAAUUGUACACUAACUAAACAGACUAACAAACAACCUAUGGUUGAUCCCUUAAUUACAGAUCCUGAAAAUGGAGCUGGUGGAUACUUAGAAGGAAGUCUGCAUCAAACUAAGUAUUAUGUUGAUAAAAAUGCACAUAACAGUGUUCAGGAAGAGUGGGAUCAGCUAUUUAAAUGUAAAAAUAUGUUGGAACAGCUCAAAUUCAAAGCAUUAGAUGGGAAUAUGGGUACAAAAAGGUUUAGAAGCAUUUGCUGGAGGUUAUUUUGGGAGUGUCUGCCUGAAGAAGAAAAGUUUUGGUUAGCUCAAGCCAAAGUCAACCGACAAAAUUAUGCAGAUAUUCGAAAAAAGUAUGUUAUUGAUCCAUAUGAACAAAAGCAAGACAUUGAUCUUUCAAAACAUCAUCCAUUAUCUCUUGCAGAAGAUAGCAUAUGGCAUAAAUAUUUUCAAGAUAAUGAGUUGCGUUCAACCAUUAUGCAAGAUAUUGAUCGAUUAUGUCCUGAAAUUGAGUUUUUUAAACAAGAAAAUGUAAAAUCGAUUAUUCUUCACGUGCUGUUUUGUUAUGCUAGAGAGCAUCCUCAAGUCUCCUAUAAACAGGGUAUGCAUGAAUUAUUGGCUAAUCUUGUAUAUGUUAUGAUGACAAACAGCCUUGCAGUUAAAGAUUGCACAGAGAAGUUGAGUGAAACCAUAACCAGCAUUCUUGAUAUUUCAUUUAUUGAGCAUGAUGCGUACUCUUUAUUUCAAAACAUAAUGGAUGUUAUCGAACCAUGGUUUACAAACCUAUCUCAGAAUCAACAAGCAUCACAACAGCAAAGUGUACCAACUGAUAGAAGGAUGUUUCAAAAGCCAAAUGACAACCAAAUGAUUACAGCUAUAUCAAAAAAACUGAACCGUAUCCAGAACUACAUGCUAAAACGAUAUGACGCGGCUCUUAGUGAUCAUUUGCAAAAAAUUGAUAUCACGCCACAAUUAUAUGGAAUACGAUGGAUUCGAUUGUUGUUUGGUCGGGAAUUCUCCUUAAAUAGACUUUUAAUUUUAUGGGAUGCAUUGUUUGCUGAUGGCAUGUCGUUGGAUCUUGUUGAUUUUGUAUAUCUAGCCAUGUUAAUCAAUUUGAGAGGUGUCUUGUUACAAAACGAUUUUAACCACUGUUUAACGUAUUUGAUGAAAUAUCCUGCAAAUACAGAUACUAAAUACAUUCUCAAACGGGCAAUUUUUUUGAAGAAUAGUAAGCCGCAGUCUACAUCCCAUCCACACACUGUGCAUAAAUCAAGUCCAAAUCAUCGCUCAAAACCACCUAGGCCUGUCCACCCUGUACGUAACCGACUUGGUGAAACAAAAGAACAAAUGUAUGCUAAUGCACUUGGUUCAGGCUCGCAUCCAGUUCAACAUAGUUCAAAACGUUCUGGGAGCUUGGCCGCAUCUGUCAAUAAAAGUCAAUUUUACACAGACGGCCCAACAAACGUGGAAGCAAAAACAGAUUUUUCAGAAAGUAAGUCAACGGAAAGAAACACGAAAACAUCAGUGGCCUCCCAAAUUUCAAAUCUUAAAACCAAAGUGGGGUCUCCUACGCAAAUUAUUAAUCGCAUUUCAAAUCCCAUACGAACAACUUUGCAUAGACAUCGUGGUGGAGAUUUGGAUGUUAAUGCAUUGGCGGAAGAUCAUUCUCGACUGCAAAAACAAGUGAGUGAGUUAAAGUCUGAACUGGAUAUGAUGCAGUCUUUAUGUGCGUACUGUGGAGGAAAGAUGGACCUGUAUUUAAACUUAUUACAAGACCGCUUGCUAAAAGAAGAAAAAUUUUCCGAUGAAGUUGGGAUACUCAGUUUAACAGGUUUAAAACAGGUUCGAGAUAUCUUUAAAGAUGGAAAAGAUUUUCGCAGCACAGUGCAAGAAUAUGAUGUGGAUUUUAACGAUAUUGACCGCCAUAUUGCAACAGCCUCUGGUCUGUCUUUGUCCCAGCAACAAGUAGAGAAGGAGACUAGUUCUACACCUGUAGCAGAUCUUGCGGAUUUUAAUUACUUUGAGACUGACUCCACCACGCAAGAAAAAAAUCAUAAUGAAAUUUCAAAAAAAAGAAAGGGUGAGUGUAUGAAGAAAAAUUCUCUACCUGUAGAAAGCGAAGAAAUUCCCUCGGAUUAUGAUCCCAGUACUACUGUUAACAACUCAAAUCCAGAACCCUUAUUUGUGCCGUUGGAAUCUAGUGACGUCACUGACAGUGACGUAAAAUUAAUUGCAAACGAUUCGCUGAAAGGAGAACUUUCUACUGUCACUGGGCAUUCAGAAAGCACGGAUAAUCUAUGCUUUAGUGAACAUUUGGCUGAUCCUCUUUCAGCUUUUGUUGUGGACACAUGACCCAGACUGAAUUUAUCUGAAGGACAUUUUUUUCCCUUGCUUCUAUUAAUUAGUUACUAGAAUGACAUUUAACGUAUUUUUAAAGUUUUGCGAGAAUACAAGAUUUUGCGAAAGUAUCACGAUUAAAGAGGUGUGCAAAUCUGACAGUUUAAGAAUUCUUUUUGAAAAAAUUAGUUUUUGCGAAUGACUAACCCUGAAAUAUUUCACGCGAAUUUACUUAAAGAUUCCUUUCCCUGGUCAGUGACCUCUACGAUUUAUUUCAAGUAUUCAUCGCUAGUUUUACCAAAGGUAGACUGACCACGAUACUGUAAACUUAGUCUCAUUUUUUUAUUCUGUUCAGAAGUUAUCCUUUUUGUAGUGGAGAACGUUUUUGUAAAUACGGUUUUUUAGAGUUGAAUUUUUUCGCAGGAAUUUAUUUUAAUACUUUUCAAUGUUAGUUUUAGGAAUUACAUCGGAAAUAAAAACAGUUUGUACAUCGCAUCAAAUUAUAUACUAUAAAUUGAAUUAAAAAAUUUGA
Messenger RNA from Hydractinia symbiolongicarpus, 3095 nucleotides. Its product is annotated as TBC1 domain family member 5-like. The coding region runs from base 224 to 2578 and encodes 784 amino acids. The record is from RefSeq and is a predicted model, not a curated record. The transcript has 23 exons. Gene Ontology annotation, biological process: activation of GTPase activity. NCBI's taxonomy places the organism in Eukaryota, Metazoa, Cnidaria, Hydrozoa, Anthoathecata, Hydractiniidae. Gene Ontology annotation, molecular function: GTPase activator activity.